Molecule: messenger RNA, 909 nt
Organism: Ixodes scapularis (black-legged tick)
Lineage: Eukaryota; Metazoa; Arthropoda; Arachnida; Ixodida; Ixodidae
Exons: 4
Coding region: 140-541 (133 amino acids)
Source: RefSeq, a predicted model, not a curated record
AUGGCGGCGCACAGCGAGGAGCACAGCGCGGGUGGUCUCAACUAGCGUGCUCGGCUUCAUAAGCCGAAUUAUUUAAUAAUUAACCCCUGUAUGUGCCAACAUCACGUUUAUAAGUGCAUACUAGUGUUACUUAAAGAACAUGAGUAGCCAGCACGGUAACGUAAAGAGGACCCGUCCCCAGAAACAUCAAAAUUCGACAGCAUUCAAGAACACGCUCCAUGACAAGAGCUUGCAAACGAAGAAAAUGAUCAGCCUCAAGAUCACCAACGUCUGUGUGAGGUGUAAAGAGAAGAUAGAAUGGAAGAUAAAAUACAAGAAAUACAAGCCCCUCACGGUGCCUCGCAAAUGCGUAAAAUGCGAGGGAAAAACGGUGAAGUCGGCUUACCACAUCAUAUGCGACGACUGCUCGAUCAGUCGAAAAGUCUGUGCAAAGUGUGGAACUUCGGAGAACUUGGUACAGGACUCCGAGGAAACUGAAAAGCUAGAAGAAACUGAGAAGUUAGGGGAAACUGAUAAGUUGGAAGAAACCGACAGUGAUUGAGCAUUGGUGGCUAUUGACUUCCGGCGCUGCUUGCUGUUCAGAUCUCGGUGCAUCGCUGGAGACUAUGAGGAGGACCGGCGUGCCCUCCGUGACUUUUCACUCCGUGACUUUUCACUCCGUGACCGCCAAGUGGACUCGAAGGCGGAACGCUCUCGAUUGGUUCUCCGCCUCUUCCUCCGACGGACUUCGGCUUCCGAUGUUGACCUUGUAGAGUCCGGCCUUCUUGAUGGAUUCUGCGAGCUGCAGCGUCACUCCGCCAUCGCUGCGGGAGAUUAAAGAACUGUCGGUGCGCGUUCCGAAGUGAACGUUGCGCGUCGUCGUCGUCGCUUUACGGUGGUUGCAAUAAACUCGCCAUGGGAGGUACCUCG